Arachis stenosperma is the source of this 3501-nucleotide messenger RNA. Its product is annotated as receptor-like protein EIX2. Gene Ontology annotation, molecular function: protein binding. The transcript is spliced from 2 exons. NCBI's taxonomy places the organism in Eukaryota, Viridiplantae, Streptophyta, Magnoliopsida, Fabales, Fabaceae. The coding region runs from base 37 to 3285 and encodes 1082 amino acids. The record is from RefSeq and is a predicted model, not a curated record.
GAUAUCAUCAAUAAUAUCUAUUAUAUUCCACUGAAAAUGAGAAUUAGAUACCAAAUUGUUGCUGCAUGCGCACUAUUGGUACUUGUGAUGGUAAUGGCUGAAAUUGCAGGCAUUUGUGCGAAUUCAAGUACUCUCCUCCACUCUCUGUGUGUUGAAAGAGAGAGGCAAGCUCUUGUGAAGUUCAAAGCAUCCCUGAAUGAUUCAUCAAACAUGCUUUCCUCAUGGCAUGGCGAUGACUGCUGCCGAUGGAAAGGGAUCGGUUGUGAUAAUGUUACCGGUCAUGUUGUCAUGCUUGAUCUCACUACUCCUUAUGUGAAAUGCAGGAGAUCCGAGGCACAAAUUGAAUACACGCCGGAAGAAUAUGAUUAUGAGGAGGUUAUAUCAAGUGAAUGUAACCCUUUCAUCGAUCAAUAUUUAGAAGCUGGGAAUGUUAAUUCGUCCCUACUGGAACUGGAAUACUUGACUCAUUUGGACUUGAGUGGAAAUCACUUCUGUUGGAGUCACAUACCGAUGUUCAUUGGUUCUAUGCACCGCCUCAGGUAUUUAUCCCUCUCUGAUGCUGGUUUUGGCGGGAGAAUACCCAGCAAUCUUGGAAAUCUCACCAACCUCCACUUUCUUGAUCUGAGUCGGAAUGAAUUUUCACCAGACAGCAACAUCAAUUGGAUUUCUCAAUUGCCAUUGCUGGAACACCUUGAUAUGAGCCAUAUUUACACUUGGUUUCAGGUUGAUAUUAUUAAUGUCACCAUCAGUGCUCCUAAACUUCAAUUCCUAAGUCUCGCCCACAAUAGACUUAAUGUAUCAAAUUUGGAUGCUUUACAAAACAUGACAUCUCUUGUGCAUCUUGAUCUUUCAUGGUGUUAUCUUCAUGGCCCAAUUCCAAAUGCUUUUCAAAAUGCAACUUCCAUUGAAUUUUUUGUCCUUUCUGGAAAUAAUUUUGACUCUCUUCCAUCCUGGUUUCACAAGUUUAAAAAACUCAAACAUCUUUUUCUUUCAUCUAAUAACUUCCAAGGUAGAAUUCCCGAUGCUUUACGAAAUAUGACUAGCAUUGAGUCCCUUAGCCUUUCUGAUAAUUCUUUCACUUCAAUUCCAUCUUGGUUUAUUGAGUUAAAGAAACUUGUCUACCUCAGUCUUUCAAGUAAUAAAUUAACAACGAUGGAAUGUUCCGUUUCUUCCAUUUUGGAAAAUAUGUGUCACCUAAAAUGGUUAUAUAUAGCAAGAAAUAGGCUCCGAAAAGAAUCCAUUGGAAACAAUGAUUUGUCUACCUGCAUUAGACAUGAUUUGGAGAAUCUUGACUUGAGUGAAAAUGAAUUUAACGAUCAUUUAGCAUCUUGGUUAGGACAACUUGAAAAUCUAGGCAGCCUUUAUCUCCAUGAUAAUUUUUUCUAUGGUUCCAUUCCCUCUUCUUUUGGAAAAUUACUAAAAUUGAAAAUUUUAUCUCUAUACAACAACAAGUUAGAAGGGGAUCUUCCUGAUUUUAUGGGACAACGUGUAAAUUUACAGGUGGUUGAUCUUUCAAAUAAUUCAUUUAAUGGAACGUUUACUCAAAAUCUUGAACAACUUGUAAAUUUACAAGAUUUUGAUAUCUCAAAUAAUUAUUUAAAGGGAAUUAUUCCUCAAAAUCUUGGACAACUUGUAAAUUUACAAAAUUUUGUUGUUUCAAAUAAUUAUCUAACGGGAUCCAUUCCUUCGAGUCUUGGCCAACUUAUAAAUCUGACUAACCUUGAUUUGUCAAAUAAUUAUUUAAAAGGGAUCAUCCCUGCAAGUCUUAACCAACUUGUAAAUCUGUCUUUCCUUGAUCUUUCAAGGAAUAAAUUAGAUGGGAGAAUUUGUAUUGAUUUUCAAAAACUUGGGGUUCUAUCACACUUGGAUCUAUCUUCAAACAAUUUGAAUGGACCCAUUACAGGGGAAAAAGGUUGGCCUUUGUUUAUCCCAGAAAUGUGGUAUUUGAAUCUCUCCCAUAAUCAUAUCAGUGGCUCACUUCCUGAUCAUAUUGGUCAUAUAAUGCCCAAUUUGAGGUCCUUGAUUCUUGGAAAUAACCUCAUAAAUGGUUCUAUUCCAAAAUCAUUGUGCCAGCUUGAUUUGAGAGUCCUUGACCUUUCAAAGAACAGAAUAUCUGGUGAAAUCCCCAAUUGUUGGAAGGAGAACGGAGAAUGGGAAGAAAUAAAUUUGUCAUCCAACAAACUCACAGGAGCUUUUCCAACCUCAUUUGGGAAUCUCUCCACUCUGUCAUGGUUGCAUUUGAACAAUAACAGUCUUCAUGGAGAGUUUCUAGCAUCUAUGAGAAAUUUGCCACAGUUGUUGAUUAUUGAUCUCGGAGAGAAUCAACUUUCUGGCACCAUCCCAUCAUGGAGUGCUAACACAUUUUCUUCACUACAAAUUCUAAGAUUGCGGCAAAACAGGUUAAGUGGUAGCAUUCCUUCACAGAUAUGUGAACUAUCAUCCAUUAAAAUCUUGGACCUUUCUCGCAACAAUUUAAAUGGUUCAAUACCUCGCUGCAUAGGCAAUCUUCGAGGAAUGACUCUUGAGGCUCCCGCUUUGUCUCCUACUUCAUCUGUGGCCGAGCUUCACAAUUCGUCUCUUACACAAGAAUCUGGUUGGACAACUGAGGAUGUGAUAGAAGUCAUAAAAGGAAGAGAACUUGACUACAUAAGAAUCUUGAAGCUUGUAGUCAUCAUGGAUUUGUCUGAGAAUAACUUGGUUGGCUCCAUUCCAAAAGGAAUAACAUUGCUCAAUGGUUUGCAUAGCUUGAAUCUAUCAAACAAUCAUUUGAUUGGAAAGAUCCCUAACAUGAUAGGGGAUAUGAGAUCACUUGAAUCCUUUGAUGUUUCGAGUAACCAACUCUCGGGUACAAUUCCAAGCAGCAUGUUAGCUUUAACAUCACUAAGUCAUUUAUAUUUGUCAUACAAUAACUUCUCUGGACCAAUUCCCACAGAUAACCAGUUUUUAACUUAUGAUUCAUCGAGUUAUGCUGGCAACCCAUAUCUCUGUGGAUUUCCUUUACCCAACAAAUGUGGUUAUUUACAUGAAGAUCAUGGGAGCAGCGAAUUUGAAGAUGAUGACAGCAACUUAGAUAAGUUGGAAAAGUGGUUGUUCUACUUUGUCAUUGCAAUUGGCUUUGCAACUGGGUUUUGGGGAGUUAUUGGGACUUUGUGGUUCAAGAAAACUUGGAGGCAUGCUUACUUCAGAUGGGUGGAAGAUUUAGCCGACACAAUUUAUGUCACAACUACAAUAAAAAUGGCAAAAUUGAAGAAGUGGAUGAUGAUGAGAAACCGUGUUGUUGCUUGAUCAUGUGUUCAUGUGUGUGUUUUUAUUUUUAUUUUGAAGAAUCAAAGGUGGAAAUAAAUUAAGGAAAGUGAAUGAUGUUUGAUGCAUGUAUGAAUGUAUAUGUUAGAUACAAGACACUAAACUGGAUAAAGGAUUUUGUGUAUUAUUGAGUGCAUUCAAGUUGUCUUGAAUGAUACAAUAUAGAAGUGCUAAGAGAAUCGAAAUAAUAAAAACGUA